AUGGCCCCAUCCGCCGAUCCCAUUCCCGUGACACCCACCUUUGCCAACUACCCUCCUCCGACCCAUCCCGAAUGUCUGCGUGUUGAACGCAGUACGAAAGCAUUCGCAAGCGGGGCUUAUUCUCUCGUUGACCUCCCCGCGGGUGCCGUUUUCGCCAAGAUCACUACGGCAACUCCUGGAAAGAAAGCCUACACGAGCGUGCAAACCGGCCGCGACACCCACAUCGAACUCAACUCCGACCUAGUCUACUGCAACCACUCAUGCGCACCAUCAUUGGUCUUCGACAUGGGCCGCAUGGAGGUGCGGGUCGUGGACGACCAUCCUUUGAAGGCAGGUGAUGCGCUCACCUUCUUCUACCCCAGCACCGAGUGGGAUAUGGACCAGGCAUUCCAAUGUACCUGCGGGGCAGGUGACGGGAUCUGCAGAGGCUGGAUCUCCGGGGCCAAGACCAUGUCCGCCGAAGAGUUGGAUGGGUAUUGGCUUAAUGGCCACAUCACCGAAUUGCUGAAUGAGAGCAAGGCCAAUUGA
Messenger RNA from Penicillium crustosum, 528 nucleotides. RefSeq lists its product as uncharacterized. The transcript has a single exon. The record is from RefSeq and is a predicted model, not a curated record. NCBI's taxonomy places the organism in Eukaryota, Fungi, Ascomycota, Eurotiomycetes, Eurotiales, Aspergillaceae. The coding region runs from base 1 to 528 and encodes 175 amino acids.